AUGCUCUGCGUAGCAAACCGCGCAGGGGAUACAACCGCGCGAGUUCGCGGAGGAGCGAGUACUCCGCGCGUGGGUUCGGGCUCCCCUGCGCCAGCCCUUAGCGGCCCCAGCUCCUCCGAACACCCGCCCCAGGACGCGGGGGAGAGCACCGCUUCUGCGGGGAGGGCGCAGCCCCGGCGGCAGCCUUGGCCGCGGAGCCGUGCGGGCACGGUGAAGCGGUGGGAGGCGCCGGGGUGGGUGAGAGCUGCCCCGCCCGCCGCGGGGCCGGUUUUGCUUCGGGGACCCCAGGUGCCACUUCGGCGGCGCGGGCAGCGCUCCGGUCCCGGUCUUGCUCUCGGUCCCGGUUCCGAUGUCCCCGCGUCGCCCAGAAAGCCGAUUGACCCCAAAGAUUACACUUUUUCUGGACUUAAAGAUGAAACUGUGGGUCGACUGCCUGGAAAAGUAUCAGGGCAACAAUUUGUCAUUCAGGACUGUGAGAACUGUAGUAUCUACAUAUUUGACCAUUCUGCUACAAUCACUGUUGAUGACUGUGUAAACUGCCAAAUCUUUUUAGGACCAAUAAAAGGCAGUGUGUUUUUCCGUGACUGCAAAGAUUGUAAAUGCAUAGUGGCCUGUCAACAGUUUCGCACUCGAGACUGCAGGAAACUGGAGGUAUUCUUGUGCUGUGCCACCCAGCCCAUUAUUGAGUCCUCCACGGGUAUGAAGUUCGGAUGUUUCCAGUACUAUUAUCCUGAGCUUGCUUUGCAGUUUAAAGAUGCUGGACUGAGUAUCUUCAAUAACACAUGGAGCAACAUUCAUGACUUUACCCCUGUGUCAGGAGAAAAUAACUGGGGCCUUUUGCCUGAGAAUGCUGUAGUCCAAGAUUAUGUUCCUCUGCCCAGCUCUGAGGAGCUGAAAGCUGUUAGAAUUUCUACUGAUGCUACGAGGAGCAUAAUACCAAUAACUCGAGGACGGAGACAGAAAAACAGCGAUGAAUCAUGUUUGGCCGUGUUUUUUGCUGGUGACUACACAACUGCAAAUGCCAGGAAGUUAAUUGAUGAGAUGACUGGUAAAGGCUUUCAGCUGGUACAGACUAAAGAAGUCUCAAUGAAGGCAGAGGAUGCUCAUAGAGUUUUCCAGCAGUGUGCAUCAGAAUUCAUUCCACUGCUUGAAAAAGGUCCAGUGGUUGCUUUGGAGUUCGAUGGAGAUGGUGCUGUGGAAGGAUGUCAAAGCAUUAUAAAUGAUGUUUUUAGUGGGACCAAGGUUUUUGUAUCAGAGAGCAAGGCAUCAGCGUCUCAAGAUGUGGACAAUUUCUACAACUUUGCUGACAUGCAGAUGGGAAUGUGAGAUUUAACACGAAGGUGUUCACAUACGGUUUGUCUCAGAACUUGGAUGUCACUUUGCUUGAAUAUUGCAUUAGUAUCUGAUAAGUUUUGUCAUUUGGUUUUGUAUUUCUCAUAUAUCCCUUUUAUAAAGCUAUUGGUGGUUUUAAUACCAUAUUACCUGAACUGGAGUAAAUGGCAUAGCUUCCCAUGUGCGUUGUGUUUGAAACUUUCAGCUCAAAAAACAAUGGAGGUUUUCUACUAACUUUUCACAGUGAUUUCUAAACUUCUGCUCACACUUGAAUAUUUCUUGUCAACACCUAAUGGUAAUAUAUAUUUGAAAAGUGCGAUGUUGAUCCAAAUGUGAUGCAGUACUAAUUUUUAUCUUUAACUCGGACAUAUUGUUUAGAAAGUGUGUGUAUGUGGAACUCGCUGUUCAGAACUUUCCCACAUGCAAAUUUGUCUUCGCAGGGGGCCAGGGAGGAAGCUGUAGCCGUUGACUUUUUCAGAAAAACCUAGUCUGAAAUGAAUUCUCCUUACACCAUACUUUCAGAAGCAGUGCAUGACUUAAAAUGUACAUCUGGCUUACUCUGCUUCAGCAUAUUUUUUGAAUAAAGUUGUUUGCAACAGCAUUUAUUAUGAGAGUUGUCAUAACAGCAUUCUGGUAAGUGAGCACUUGCCAGGCUCUUCAGCUUUGAGGUGAACUCUGAGCAUGAGUGCUCUGCUGGAGAUCCUCUGAGGUCUACUCAAGGUCUCUGGCGAUACAGCUGCCUCUGAUACUCCUAAGUCACAUAUGGGAUAUACAUGAGGCUCCCUUGGGCUUGGAGCAUAAGUCUCUGGCAUUGUUAUUGUUUGCUAGAAAGGACAUAGAGCAAUCAGGUGUCAAAGAAGGGCUCUGAUGGUGUUAAAAAAAACCCUCUUCCUCGAUAGACCUCAGGAGAAGGGUUUUACACUCAGUAGUAGUACAGAAAAUUUGGCUGUGAAGUACUAUACGCUACUGUAGGGUUUAUUUUGGGUUAAUUCUAAAAACAGACUGAGGAAGUGCUACUAGCAUUUUGGAAGAUGCAUUUGAAUAGUGAUCAGCAAGGAUGCUUAUUGCUAUAUAGUGCAUAUUAGAAUGCAAAUCUAUAUGGAUAUUAAAUACAUGAUUGAUUUAUUUUUGCAUAUUACAUCAUUACUGAUUAUUUUACAUGAACUUAAAGCUUAUGUCCAGGUUUACAAGCCUUCUCUAAUACUUGAACAGAUUGUGCAUGCAGAUGCACAAAACCAAAUUUAUUAAUUAAAACUGUGGCUUGCCAGUUUAUGUAGCCUUUACAAUCCAUUGAACAGACUGGGGCUGUGUUGAGGUGCUAAAGCAAUAAUUUUGUCAUUAUAGUCAUCAGUCAAAAGGGAAGAUCUUGUGCAUCUUAGCUGAAAAUGAGUCUCGACUCAUCAGUUUCACAGCUCUGGAGCUCCAACAGUGGGUGGCUAAAAACACAUCUCUUUCUAAUUUUUUAGAAUUAGCAUAUGAAAGAAUCAGUUCUCUUGAAAUUCAUAAUUCUGUCAUGUCCAAGAGAUGUUCUGAGCUGUUACUUUGUUGCUACUAGGCAAAUGCUUGCCCUUAGUUUAAACUAUGUACCUAGAAUAUGCCCUUAGGACUUCUUGCUAAAGUUAUGCAUAGAUUAAAUAUGGAAGAGUGUUUCCUGAAGUCACUAAACCACUGGUGUACUGAAGGUAAGAAAAACGUCCCUCCUGUGAAAUGUUUUUAUUUGACAAAGUGAAAUAAAAUAAAACUGCCACCAGAAUCUGACUGGUAGUGGAAAUUACCACUUAUUUGCACUUAGCCAGGCAGGAUUUUUUUUUGUAUGUGUGAGGCCAGGCUGUGAAAACAUCAAAAAGGCUUAGAUUGAUCAAAGUACUAGUGCAACUCAUUGAUGAAUAUUUGCAGGAUUUAUUCUAGACAUGUACAGUAAAUGUAUCUUUCCGGUAUGGACAGUGCAUUAAAAUCGUGUAAUGUACUUCAGAAUUGUCAUUGUGUAAUUUAUCUAAGCAGUGCAUAUAUUGGACCAUCUUGGUCUCUAAACUUUUAUAUGUAAUAUUUCCAAACUUAUACGCUGACACAUGAUUAUAUGUAUGUCUAUAGUUUAUUUUUUGUAUCAUCAACGUACUCUGGAAACGAAGUGCUAAAUUGAUUUUUGUGACUACUUUUGCUGGAGGACAGGGUGAUUAAUUGGAAAUUAAUCUAGGCUUGAAACAGAGGAAAAACUUUUCUACAUGCCAGGAAAGAGCAGUGUUGCUUUUUUUUUUUUUUUUUCAUUGAUAGCCUGCUUAUCCACAAAGAGUUUUAAUAAUAAAAACCUGAAUAAUGAAGGAGUUUCUCAAGCCAAUUAUUUAACUUUUUUGACUUCAAUUUCUUGCUAACAGAUGUUAAGAACACUUCUAGCCUAAGCAUUGGUACGCAUUAUAGAAUGGUACAGGCUUCGUGUAGUCUUUGUAUGUUUGUUGUAUAGCUUUUUAUGUAAUUUGUAUUGCACUGUGAAUGUGAUUGAUAAUAAACAUUGAAAAA
Messenger RNA from Athene cunicularia (burrowing owl), 3846 nucleotides. It is a transcript of the gene RP2, whose product is annotated as RP2, ARL3 GTPase activating protein. The record is from RefSeq and is a predicted model, not a curated record. Gene Ontology annotation, biological process: post-Golgi vesicle-mediated transport. Gene Ontology annotation, cellular component: periciliary membrane compartment; cilium. Gene Ontology annotation, molecular function: GTPase activator activity. Lineage: Eukaryota; Metazoa; Chordata; Aves; Strigiformes; Strigidae. The transcript has 6 exons. Bases 1 to 1326 code for a protein of 441 amino acids.